UACUAGCUUGAUGGUGUUAAAUCCAGAGGCAACUGAUUGGAUUAUCGGAGGUCUUGCAGUACUAGGAAUUAGUAGUAUUUUAAGUUCUAUUAACUUCCUUGGUACUUGC
Molecule: messenger RNA, 109 nt
Organism: Besnoitia besnoiti
Lineage: Eukaryota; Apicomplexa; Conoidasida; Eucoccidiorida; Sarcocystidae
Exons: 1
Source: RefSeq, a predicted model, not a curated record